Pongo pygmaeus (Bornean orangutan) is the source of this 2265-nucleotide messenger RNA. RefSeq names its product cerebral dopamine neurotrophic factor (gene CDNF). The transcript is spliced from 4 exons. The record is from RefSeq and is a predicted model, not a curated record. Gene Ontology annotation, cellular component: endoplasmic reticulum. Gene Ontology annotation, biological process: dopaminergic neuron differentiation; neuron projection development. NCBI's taxonomy places the organism in Eukaryota, Metazoa, Chordata, Mammalia, Primates, Hominidae. The coding region runs from base 398 to 655 and encodes 85 amino acids.
CAGCGCGUCUCUCCGCGCCCCGCGGAACUGCACAGUGCGCACGCGCAACCGGGGAGGGACGGGAAAAGGCUCCUACACUCCGCCCCCUUCCUGUCCCUUCCUUGAGAGCCAAUGGAAACUCUCAGUUCAGUUGCGUCAUUUGUCCUGGCAACUACUGGCAGAUUCUUUCCAACCUGGAAUUCUACUCAGCUCGCUUCGGCAGCUUGUAUGUAAAGAAUUCUUGAACCGAUUCUACAAGACAUUGAUAGACAGAGGAGUUAACUUUUCGCUGGACACGAUAGAGAAAGAAUUGAUCAGCUUUUGCUUGGACACCAAAGGAAAAGAAAACCGCCUGUGCUAUUAUCUAGGAGCCACAAAAGACGCAGCCACAAAGAUCCUAAGUGAAGUCACGCGCCCAAUGAGUGUGCAUAUGCCUGCAAUGAAGAUUUGUGAGAAGCUGAAGAAGUUGGAUAGCCAGAUCUGUGAGCUGAAAUAUGAAAAAACACUGGACUUGGCAUCAGUUGACCUGCGGAAGAUGAGAGUGGCAGAGCUGAAGCAGAUCCUGCAUAGCUGGGGGGAGGAGUGCAGGGCCUGUGCAGAAAAAACUGAUUAUGUGAAUCUCAUCCAAGAGCUGGCCCCCAAGUAUGCAGCGACAGACCCCAAAACAGAGCUCUGAUCUCCAACGCCAGCACAUUUGUGACUUGUAAUUAGAGAGAAAAAUGACUCUCUAGGAUAUGGACAUGUUGAUUAAGGAUAACUGGGAAUGCAUCAUAUUUGGUCUCACGCUUUUUGUGUUGGUAUUAUUCCUCAGAAUUUUGUUACGUGGGUUUAUGAGUAAAACUAAUACUACUGAUAACUUACAUUUGCGAUGUACCAAAAGCUAAAAGUUCCUUUCUCAUAAGUUUCUUGGAAUGACUAUGCCAGUUUUCAUUGCCUGUCUCCUAAAAGUGACCUACUGACAAAUUGAUGGAGUAAAUUGAUUCCAAGAAAGAAGAAGGCAUUCAGAGACUCCUCUCUGGAUGCAAUUUUAAAAUAUAUUGGACUACAACAAAAGACAGAACAGUCAGCUUAUCUAAUGCACAACUUCAAUCCCAAAUACAGAAUCAAAAGUUUUCUUAAAGUAAAUUUUCUGUUUUCACUCUACAUUAUAGCUCUCUUUGGUAUCAGAAAUGGUCAGGCAGGAGUACUCGUUUUUCCCAUUGGAAGAAAACCCACUUAAACCUACUUAAAGAAAAUAGAGAGAUCAAGAAACCAUAUAAGUAUAGCCAAUGUUUGGCAAUUAUAUCAACAUUUACAUUGUUAAUUGAACCAAGCUCAAGGUCUUUUUCAUUCCUUACAGUCACAUAUCAGACAAGUUUUUGAUAGAAGAUUAAAGCAUAUUAAAAACACUCAUAGGCAACUGGGAACUUUACCAUUCUUAAUGCUACUUUAUCAGCUUUCAGUUGUAAAAUCAUCUUUGGUUCCAUUUUCUGGCCACAUAAGAAUAAGAAACCCACAGUAGAAGUGGCCGCCUCUGUGUGGCAGGUACAGCUGGGGAAUACUGAAAAAACAUUUCCUUGGAACUUUCUGGAGUGAUGGGAAUGUCCUAUAUCUUGAUUCGCAUGGGGAUUACAUGGGUUAAUAAGAUUGUCAUCUGGUAGAAAAAUUAAGAUCUGGGCAUUUUAUUGUAUGUACAUAAUAUCCUUAAAAACCGCUGUAGAAAAAUUAUUUGGAAAUUAACUAAAAUUAAUUAAUUCAACACACCUUGUUUGCCAGGCACAGUGGCUCACACCUGUAAUCCCAGCACUUUAGGAGGCUGAGGCGGGAGGAUUGCCUAAGCCUAGGAGUUAGAGAUCAGCCUGAGCAACAGAGUGAGGUUCCGUCUCCACCAAAAAUUUUAAAAUUAGCUGCGCAUGAUAGUGUGUACCUGUAGUCCCAGCUACUCGGGAGGCUGAGGUGGGAGGACUACUUGAGCCCAGGAGGUGGAGUCUGUAGUGAGCUGUGAUCCUGCCACUGCACUCCAGCCUGGGCAACAGAGAAAGACCCUGCCAGAAAUAUGUGAAAAAACAAACAAAAAAGCUCACCUUGUUCGUUCAAAGAAUUGCAUUUACUGGCUGGGGUUGUUUUCAGGGAGUGGAAGAGACAUUUUCAGACUGAAAAUAUACAUCAAAAACAUAAUUUUUAAUUCUAAAUGCUGCAGAGGUAAAUGAAUUUUCAGCUGGGAAGCUGAUACGUCAGAGAGUUAGUGGUUCCUAAGGAAAUAUAUAUAUGAUGUAACUGAAAGGUGAGAAUAAAAAAGCUGUGGUA